Peromyscus leucopus (white-footed mouse) is the source of this 1950-nucleotide messenger RNA. It is a transcript of the gene Tapbpl, whose product is annotated as TAP binding protein like. The record is from RefSeq and is a predicted model, not a curated record. Lineage: Eukaryota; Metazoa; Chordata; Mammalia; Rodentia; Cricetidae. The transcript is spliced from 7 exons. The coding region runs from base 455 to 1792 and encodes 445 amino acids.
CCACACCCAUCCCACGCGUGAGGUCAUGGACCUGAUCAGGGAGUUUCCACCGGGCAGACCAGUAGGAAUUCAUAUGGCUCUACAAGAAUGAAGGGACCAGAGUACUAGGGAUCUAUCUUCGGCUCCAUCCCCUCUCGGGCUCUCAUAGGGCUGAUGGGAAACUCAACGAUGCGGUGAAGUCAGGUUUUGAAAUCACCUGGGGGUCUCUUGGGGGCAGGGUGGACCCAAAACCAGUGAGGAGGGCUCUGGCCGCGGCUGCUCAUGGCUUCGGGCGACCAAAGACAGCUGAAGUGAAAGUGAAAGAGAAGCCGGCUGAGAGAGCAAGAGAACAGAGUAGGAGCGGUUAGCCCCGUGAGGGGUGCUCCAAAGAACCCUCUCUUCCGCCGGGGAUCUCUAGCAGAGGAGCUGUGGAGAAGGCAGCCUGCGGGGAGCCCGGAGCCCGGGAGCAGCCCCCAUGGGCUCAGAGCCCGGCUGGUGUCUGCUGCUGUGUUUGGCGCUCUCCGGGGCAGCAGGCACUGAGCCCCCCACAGCUGAAAGACGGCAGCCCACGGACAUAGUCUUAGACUGCCUCUUGGUGACAGAAGACAGGCAUCGAGGGGCCUUUGCCAGCAGUGGGGGCAGGGAGAAGGCCUUGCUUGUGCUGAAGCAGGUGCCGGUGCUGGAUGAUGGCUCCCUAGAAGGCAUCACCGAUUUCCAAGCCAGCACAGUGGCCAAAGAUGACCCGCCGAUUAUCUUCGAGGCCUCAGUGGACUCGGUCCAGAUCCCCCAGGCGGAGGCCCUGCUCCAUGCCGACUGCAGCGGGAGGACAGUGACCUGUGAGAUCUCCCAGUAUUUCCUCCAGGCCAGACGAGAGGCCCCUUUGGAGGGAGCAGCUUGGUUCAUCGGCAACAUGCAGGUAUCUAGAGGGGGUCCUAGCGUCUCCAUGGUGAUGAAGACUCUAGAAGAUGCUGCCCCUGGAGCUGUCCGGCACCCUGCGCUGAACCUACCCCUGAGUCCCCAGGGUACCGUGAGGACUGCAGUGGAGUUGCAGGUGACAUCAGAGACCCAAAGCCUGCGUCGUCUGCUGGGGUCCUCCGUCUCCCUGCACUGCGGUUUCUCCAUGGCACCAGGCCUGGACCUCGUGGGUGUGGAGUGGCGGUUGCAGCAUAAAGGCAGUGGCCAGCUGGUGUACAGCUGGCAGCCAGAGCAGGCGCAAGCUAAGCGCAAGGGUGCUACGCUGGAGCCUGAGCAGCUGCGUGCGGCUGGGGAUGCCUCUCUCACCUUACCCAACCUCACUCUAAAGGAUGAGGGGACCUACAUCUGCCAGAUCACUACCUCUCUGUACCAAGCUCAACAAAUCAUCCCACUUGACAUCCUAGCUCCCCCCAAAGUACAACUGAACUUGGCAAACAAGGAUCUGCCACCCUCCCUCAUCUGCAGUGUCACGGGCUAUUACCCUCUGGAUGUGGUGGUGACAUGGAUUCGAGAGGACCCGGGUGGAAUUCCAGCCCAAGUCUCUGGUGCCACCUUCUCCAGCCUCAGGCAAAGCAUGAUGGGAACCUACAGCAUCUCUUCCACCGUGAUGGCUGAGCCUGUCCCCACAGGCGCCACUUACAUCUGCCAAGUUAGCCACGUCUCCCUGGAGGAGCCCCUCCGAGUCAGCAUGACGGUUGUCCCCGACUCAGAGCAGAGAACAGCCUUUGGAGUCGUCUGCGGCAGCAUCCUCUUCCUUCUCGCCCUGUUGUUUCUGAGGCUUCAGAGACGGCAAGCUUCUUUGCCAAGGUCCACCAAGACUAUGAGACACUCUGGGUAGCCGCUGUCUUGCCUCCAAGUGAAAAGCAGAGUACCCAUGUUCUAGCUACUGAAAGGAUCCUGUGCUGAGGUGUGGGACUGAAAAGGUGUAGUGGGUAGCCAUUCCAGCUUUGAUCUGGAAGUUCCAACUCCCAUUGAGGCUUUAGUAACUGUCAUGCC